Molecule: messenger RNA, 744 nt
Organism: Oryza brachyantha (malo sina)
Lineage: Eukaryota; Viridiplantae; Streptophyta; Magnoliopsida; Poales; Poaceae
Product: cysteine-rich and transmembrane domain-containing protein WIH2-like
Exons: 3
Coding region: 68-301 (77 amino acids)
Cellular component (GO): plasma membrane
Source: RefSeq, a predicted model, not a curated record
ACCACUCCUCCCCAUCUCAGCCCCACCCGCUCCGCUACUAGCUCUAGCUCCUCGCCGGCGGAUCGAGAUGAGCGACCCCAGGUACGCCUACCCGUACCCUUCUCAAGGUUACUAUAACCAGGGGCCGUACCAGGGGCCUCCGGUGAUGGCGCCGCCGCACGCGCAGUACCAGUACCAGUACGGCCAGCCGCCGCCGCCGCCGCGGCAGCCGGGCUUCCUCGAGGGAUGCCUCGCCGCCCUCUGCUGCUGCUGCCUACUCGACGAGUGCUGCUGCGACCCCUCCGUCAUAUUCGUCACCUGAAGUCUGAAGACGGCGCCGGCGAUGAAGAAGACGCAGUGUAACAAGUCGUCGUCGAUGUAUCAUGUAUUGGUGCUGUGGUUUUUCAGUUUCUUGACUAUCUUUGUUUUGUUGGGUGGUUUCUCCUACUUUUUUUCUCUCUGCUCUUAAUGGCUCCUUCGAACGCAGGGGAUUUGGGGGGUGAUUUUUCACUGAAAUUUGUUCAGUUCCUGUGAAAAUCAUCAAAAAUCCCUUCGUGCCAAAGGAGACUUAAACUGUGUAUUAGUUGUACGUUAAGUAUUGUGUUCAGGUAGUUGUUUGAGAUGGAGAGCAUGUACUGUUUUCAUGAGUUGAAAAUUUGACAGAUUGUGUUGAGCUAUGUAAAAUUGGACACAAAUCUAUGUUCUCGUUGAUGCUGUCAAAUUGUAUUGUAAGUUCAUCCAAAAGCUCAGGUUAAUGAGAAAAGA